AUGGAUGUCCAGAGCAGGUCGGUGCCGAUCCGGAUGGGAAAGAUGAAGAGCAUCAAGGAUGAGUGGAUGAAGAUAUACACGCCAAUAGUUGAGAUAUGCAAGAUUCAGAUCCGUAUGAAUAUCAAGGCACGAACAAUAGAGAUGAGAACAUGCGAGCAUACCGAAGACCCGUCGUACUUGGAAAGAUCAGUGCAGUACAUUAAAGCGAUCAAUCUGGGGUUUUCAAUCGAAGACUCCAUGGCAAUCCUCAAGUUCAAUGAUGUGUUUCUGGACCAUCUUGAGAUUUCAGAGGUAAAGACGCUCAGAGGUCUUCAUGCAGAAAGAGCGAUUGGAAGGAUCAUAGGGCGAGAGGGAAAGACAAAAGGCGCAAUCGAGGAGUUUAGCAAGGCAAAGGUGCUUGUAAAGGAUCAGAAUGUGCAUCUUCUUGGAGUGGUGGAGGACAUCAGGAUUGCAAAAGAUGCUGUUUGUAGGCUGAUAAUGGGGUCGAAGCCUGGAAGUGUUUUCAACAGGCUGCGAAUCAUCAACUCAAGGCUGAAGGAGAAGUAUGGAGGACUCCAGACAGUAUAUGAGGAUCAUCUUAGGAAAUAA
Ordospora pajunii is the source of this 588-nucleotide messenger RNA. RefSeq lists its product as uncharacterized. The coding region runs from base 1 to 588 and encodes 195 amino acids. The transcript has a single exon. Gene Ontology annotation, molecular function: RNA binding. Gene Ontology annotation, cellular component: nucleolus. NCBI's taxonomy places the organism in Eukaryota, Fungi, Microsporidia, Ordosporidae. The record is from RefSeq and is a predicted model, not a curated record.